Messenger RNA from Ceratosolen solmsi marchali, 851 nucleotides. Its product is annotated as trypsin delta/gamma-like. Gene Ontology annotation, biological process: proteolysis. NCBI's taxonomy places the organism in Eukaryota, Metazoa, Arthropoda, Insecta, Hymenoptera, Agaonidae. Gene Ontology annotation, molecular function: serine-type endopeptidase activity. The coding region runs from base 45 to 851 and encodes 268 amino acids. The record is from RefSeq and is a predicted model, not a curated record. The transcript is spliced from 6 exons.
AAGAAUUCAGGCAUUUGAAAACUUAAUAUAGAUUAGUAAUAAAUAUGGGGCUCAAAAUUUACUUACUCGUCAUUCAAUGUAUAGUUUUAUGUAUUCAAUUUCGCCUCGUGAAUUUAAAGGCUUUGGAGGGUGAUAAUGUGAAAGUAGUAGCAGGCAAUGGCUUUGACUUUAUCGUUUCGAUCAUGCUCAUAGAUAGUAAAAACAUUCGAUCGGAGAAAAAUCACAUUUGCACAGGAUCACUCGUUUCAAGGAGAGAUGUUUUGACAGCCGCGCACUGUUUGAUGUAUCAACAGCUCGAUGAAAUUGAAAUCAUUGUCGGCUCGAUUGAUUUAAGGAAUGGUGAGAAAUAUCUUCCCGAAUGGUGGAUAACGUUUGAAUCGUGGAUUGAACGAAAAGAUAGAAUAAGCAGGUUUUUACUUAAUGACAUUAGUAUUAUAAGGUUGACUAAGAACGUAUCAGAUACAAUAAAUUUUCCGAUUAUAUCGACUACUUUGAGUAACUUCUUACCUGGAGUAGACGUUAAAUCAGCCGGUUGGGGCAUUAAAAGUGAUGGCAGGACACCAAGGCUCCUUGAAUCCGCUACAUUGACAAUUUUAUCUAAGGCAGAUUGUGAAAGCAGAAUUGAAAAACUUAAUGGAUAUAAGCUUGAAAUUCAUUUUAGAUUUAUAUGCACAGUGGGGAAUCCGCCUGCACUUUUGACUUUUGGUGACAGUGGAAGUCCAGUUUUAGUUGACAAUAAGAUAAUAGCUAUUAGUAUACAAACAUCUCCACUACCAGAACAACCAUUUAAUAAAGAAAAAGUAAACAUUCAUCUGAUUGUUAAUUAUUAUAAUGAAAGAAAUAAUGUUUAA